Linum trigynum is the source of this 4602-nucleotide messenger RNA. The record is from the annotation of a GenBank genome assembly. Lineage: Eukaryota; Viridiplantae; Streptophyta; Magnoliopsida; Malpighiales; Linaceae.
GGCUAAAAUAUAAUGUAUUUUAAAGUUAUUCAAUGGUUCAACCUCGACCAACACAAUUAGUCCAAUUUUUAUCAUUUCAAAUAUAUAUUUUAUAAUGAUUUGAUAUCAUAAUGAUCAAAUUAUAGUGUAUUUUAUAGGGAAUCGUUUGGUAUUUGUUAGUAAAAAAUUAAACAUAAAGAUCUAUUUGGUUAUUUUAAACAUUAUAACGAUUCUAAACAUUUUCAGUUUCUUUUGAAUUUUUAUGGUUUUAUUCCCGAAUAAGUGAUGUGCAAAUGGCGAAUUGUAGUCGUCUCUUUUCUUUCACUAUUUUUUAUUUUCAAAUAGAAAGUUUAAAAGUAAAGAAGAAUUAGAAUUUGGCAUGGGUCGUCAAACAGGCUGAAUUUCAAGUUUUGGCCCGUUUGUUUUAUGCAUUGCAAAUUUAUUAGCAUUUUGAUGGAAAUGGCUUGGAAAAAAGACAUAUAAGUUGUACCUUUGCAGAAAUGUCCUCAAAUGUUUUAAUGCUUUGUGAAUCAAGUUCUGUGACUUUUGUGAUGGUGUAUGUGCUUGACAAUUGCUCGAUGUUGUAAUUGCUUAAUUUGAGAGUAAAUCUUUUGAUUUUCCCUAUGAGUUGUGAUACUAGUUCUGGUGGUUGCAGCAUGUUGUCGUUGUUAGCCUGUAAAAGUUGUUCCGCCGUGGUGCUAAAUACCUUUCUUUCUUUUUUAACAAAUUGUGUAGUAGUGCUAUGAAACAGACCACCCAUGAACGCUACGCUUAUUAUGGUCUGUUCUUACUUCCGGUGGUGAGAAAUUGUGAAUUGAGAAUCAUAUUCGCCUACCGCACUGUGUCUGGCUGGUGGCUGCUUACUGUGCUCUCUAGAGUUAUGAAACAGACUACCCAUGAACGUUUCCCUUAAGAGUCCAUAACUUUUGCGAAAAACCAAAUUUAGGCAAUCAAAGGUGGUGUAUGUGUGAUGAUUUUUUAUGGCUUAAUUGUUUGUGAAUUGGAUAUCUGAUCUUUGUAUGAUUGGAGGGGAUGUUUGCUUAAUAGAAUAAUCCAUUUUAAUUCAUGUUUAUUUUUAACAUGAACUUUAGUAACUCAAAACCUUCGAGACACAUAUCACCUACUGCAUUGUAUCAUUUUGCCUGGGUGCUUGCUGUGUUGUCAAACUUCUUUGUUGCUGCUGCUUUUACACUAACAGGGGAGUUAAGAACCCAUGAAUGUUUCCGUUUGACACAAACAGGAGGACUUGCUUCUAAAUCGUGCACUAAAGAUGAUUGGAGGAAACAUCUCUAUUGCAGUUGAUAUACUGGAGACCAGAACAAAAGCAAUGUAUAACAUCAAAACCAACCAUCUGAACUAUUAGCAUUAUUGCUUUACUAUUUUUUCGUGGUUGAGUCUCCUUCAAAAAAUUUAGUUUGAUUUUAGAAAAUUUUGCUUCUGCAGUCCUGUCUUGCCACCAACGCGUUCAGUAGAUGGAGAUGGCAGAGGCGAAGGCUAUUUUUGUGUUGUUGUUGCUGGUUUAGGGAUCGGUUUGUGAAGAAGAGGGAGAAGAGAGGGGGAAAAGGAAAUGCAGGAGAGGGGGGUAACUCUUUUCUCUGACAAAAAUGGAGUGAAGAAGGGAAUUAUGAUCAGUAAGGAUAUGGUUUACAUAACGGUCUCUAUUCUGUUUGAAUUGAGCUUGGGAGGCAGUGAUAAGGACGAGCUGCAACCAAUUCAUAGUGAGAAGAGAGCUAUGAACUGUGAUCAUGUCUUAUUUCAAGUUAGAAGGUAGUUUCAGUAUAAGAAUUAUUUAAUUUGACAAGUUGUUUCGUCCAUGAUUCUUGGUAGUUUCAGUGUCAUUCUAGCCAUUGUUUAGUCUGUAAUUUUUGAGAAUUGAUGUGCGAGUAAUGACUUUCACUUAGCUUCAACUAUUAUGUGUGUAUUUAUUGACAUGUGAUAGAAAUCUCUUUUCCUUUUCUUUGAAUUCAGUUUCAUACUCUAAUUGUAUCAUUUGUACAUAGGCAACUCAUGCUCGAGAUGACAACUCGCUGAUAAGGCUGGUGCAAGGAACGGAGCCAUCAUUAGAAUUUAUACCGACAACGGGGAGGGAUGCCCAGGACUAAUUCAAUGAUGAUUGAUGAUGGUAUAAUAAAAACUGCAGUCUGCAUCAACACCAAUUUCUAGGCCUAAGUAAAGUUAUUCAACCCAGAACUCUGCUUAGCGCUAAAAAUUUCCCUCACCCAACCUUGAUCCUGUUUGACCCACUUCUGAAGAGUCAAGAUAUAUGAAUAUGACUAAUCCUCUCCGUUCGUAUUUUCUUAUUGACUCUUUCUGACCCUUUAGGUUGGGGCGGGUCGGGAAGAAUCGGAUUAGUGGGUCGGUCCUAAUCAUGUGGAAUCUCAAUCCCUUCACUCUCACUUGCUUUCUCUCCUAUUCCACAAGUGGGUAACAAACAGUAAUCUGGCCAAUGGGCCGGGUAAUAGGCUAGUUUAUUUUGAGAAAGAAAAAAUUAGAACGAACGUUGUUAUCCUAGAAAUGGAAUGGGAAAGUAAUAACAAAGCGAUCUUUCGGUGUGAUCUUCUUCUACUUCGAGGCUUCGACCAACCUCUCUCUCUCCACACCAACAACCCGUAGGCCAUAGCUGUCUCCAUCACUCCCAGCAGCUACUCAAGGUCAAGGUCAUCCACCUUCAUCUUGCCGACGCAAGACCUCCACCGCCUCCUCAUCUACUCGCUCCGUCCCACUCCUCCUUGCCGCUGCGCCGUUUCUGCCUGGCUGGCGGCGCCCUUUCCCACCACUGUUGUUAGGAAAAAGGUAACUCGUCGGUUAUGAUCUCUGAGAAAUUCUUUGCUCUGGUCCCGGGGAAUACUGUUACCUAGGAUCUCUAAGAUCACUCCAAACCUUCCCUCUCUGUCUCUCUCUGCUUUUGAAUCGGUAUAUCUAUAUUCUUUUGUGUCGUUCGUUGAUCAAUUUCAGCUUCUCAUUCGGAAUACUGUCGGCUGCUUUUUCCCUUCUGGGUUUAGACAUUCCUCUUUCCCUCGCUAGGACAGGUUGCCGCUUCCCUUAGAACUCACAAUUUGGUUUCACAACACAUGAUCCAUGCCUCCAUGGUCUCUUUUAGACGCAUAGUUUGCUCCUCUUGAUCAAGUUGAUUUCAUUCUGUAGUUUAUUGGGCUUCCUAUUUUGUUGAGUAGCUAGGCAAUGGUGGUGCUUAUUCUCUUGGGAACUGAAUGCAUUAGUGGAACAAUUUAAGAUCAUUUGAAGAUUCUUCUGGGCGCUUGGUAUCAGGUUUCAGCUCUUGAACCUAAGUUUGAGUAGUAGCGUGAACUCAGAAACAUUACAGGCCAUCUGUCUUUGAGUUAAGAGGGUUUGCUACUCGAGUAAAGCUCUCAGCUGGGUGAAUGAAAACAUCUCAACUUGACAAAAUUGCAUCCAUUCUCCUCCCUUGAUAAUUAUCACUUAUUUUACAUGGAAAUUUCUCCUUGUUCAAUCUUUCUAUUAUCUGAUAUUGACUGUGAAUAAGCUGUCCAGUUUCUUGUUUGUUAGGAAAUGGAGUAGCUAGCAAACCCUACUUUUUUGGUUUUCCUUAUUUUCUUCCUUUAAAACAACUAACUAAUAAGCCCUCUAUUCUUGAUGGGGAAAAGAGAUGCAAGAAACAGGUCUUUCCCUGAGUAACUUGUUUAUGUCAUUUUUGCUGCAGUAAGUCCAUUGUGGUCUGAGGGUGUCUGCUUGAGAGAGCUAUGGUGUUUAUCAUUACAAUGGUGGAUCUUGCGUGUCUCGUGUACAGCUUGUAAGCCAUAGAAAGGAAAGGUCACUUGUUCAGAAAAUUAUUUCUCCCAUGGAUAUAAAAGGAGCUUAUGAUGUUGAGCACAUGAGUUUAAAAUCCGGAAUGGAGCAUGAAUCAUGGCCUCUUGAUGAGAUUGAUCCAAAGAAGGCAAAAUUUCCAUGUUGUCUUGUUUGGACUCCAUUCCCUGUCGUCUCAUGGCUGGCACCUUUUAUGGGGCAUGUCGGCAUUUGCAGGGAGGAUGGAGCUAUUUUAGAUUUCUCAGGCUCUAAUUUUGUGAGUGUUGACAAUUUUGCAUAUGGUGCUGCUGCCAGAUACCUUCAACUAGAUCGAGACCAGUGUUGCUUCCCACGAAACCGUGCUGGCCACACAUGCAAGCAUGGCUUUAUGCACACAGAGUACGGGACUGCAAUUACUUGGGACGACGCCUUACGUGCAAGCAUGUCUUCCUACGAGACCAAGACUUACAACAUCUUCACAUGCAAUUGCCUUUCCUUCGUUGCAAACUGCUUGAAUAGGGCCUGCUAUGCUGGAUCGAUGGACUGGAACAUGCUACGCGUUGCUGCCCUCAUUCUGUUCAAGGGCCACUGGAUCGACUGGAAAUCGAUCGUCAGAUCGUUCCUCCCAUUCGUGGUUGUGCUCUGCUUGGGUGUAUUGCUGGUUGGGUGGCCUUUUCUACUGGGUCUGCUCUCCUUUUUCCUCCUGCUCAUUGGGUGGUAUGUGAUUUGUACAUAUUGUGUAAAGAACGUUUUGGAGUGCUAGUGGAUGUUGUAAGUGGCUGCAAAGUUCAUAUUGGAUUAAGAUCUGUGUUGGCUGAUCUUGCUCAACUUGCUUCAGGAUAAUAUAUUAUUUUAAAUGGU